AAACAGUUGCAAAGUUGUGGAAGAAGAGAGUAUUGAUAAUCUCAUGGCGACGGCAACAAGGCCUGGUGUUCCCAAGUCCGAAGCUAUUUCCAAAGGCUAUAAUUUCGCUUCUACUUGGGAACAGAAUGCUCCGUUAACAGAGCAACAACAAGCAGCCAUACAAGCACUUUCCCAUGCAGUUGCUGAGAGACCUUUCCCGUCCAAUUUGGUGAGUUUUUCCUUCUUGGUUGGUUUCAGAAUAUAUCUAUCUCUAACUCAAUUACCUGAAAUAUGUUUUUAUUUCAAUUUCCAGGAUCAAGUUUCUGGACAUGAUAACAGUCUCUCUGUUUCAACAAAGCUAAGUUCUCUGGAGGAUUCAGGGGCCAUUGAAGCAGUCCUAGUGAAUACAAAUCAGUUUUAUAAGUGGUUCGCGGAUCUUGAAGCUGCCAUGAAAUCAGAGACUGAAGAAAAAUAUCAGCAUUAUGUCAGCACCUUAACAGAGCAGAUUCAGACCUGCGAUAGUAUACUUCACCAGGUGGAUGAAACACUUGACUUGUUCAAUGAGCUGCAAUUGCAGCAUCAAACAGUGGCGACAAAGACUAGAACUCUUCAUGAUGCGUGCGAUAGACUGCUUUUGGAGAAGCAGAAAUUAAUUGAGUUUGCAGAAUCACUUCACAAUAAGCUCAAUUACUUUGAUGAAUUGGAGAAUGUUGCAACCACUUUUUAUUCUCCUAGCAUGAGCGUUGGUAGUACAAAUUUUCUUCCAUUGCUUAAGAGACUUGAUGAGUGCAUAUCAUAUGUUGAGAGUAACCCACAAUAUGCAGAGUGCAGCAUUUAUUUGGUCAAGUUUCGACAACUUCAGUCUCGAGCUCUGGGAAUGAUUCGCUCUCAUGUUCUUUCCGUUCUUAGAAGCACUUCUUCUCAGGUUCAGGCUGCAAUAAGAAGCAGUGGUGGUAGCAAAACAUCUUUUGCCGAGGGUAUAGAGUCAUCUAUAAUAUAUGUACGCUUCAAGGCUGCAGCAAAUGAGCUUAAGCCUAUCUUGGAGGAAAUUGAAAGCAGAACACCUAGAAAAGAGUAUAUUCAACUUCUUGAAGAAUGCCACAAACUCUAUUGUGAACAGCGCCUUUCCUUGAUAAGAGGUAUAGUGCAACAGCGGAUCUCUGAAUUUUCCAGGAAAGAAGCAUUGUCGUCUUUAACUAGAUCUGGAUGUGCAUAUUUAAUGCAGGUCUGUCAGCUGGAGCAUCAACUCUUCAAUCACUUCUUUCCAUCAUCUUCAGAGGACAUUUCGAGUUUGACUCCUCUUGUAGAUCCUCUGUGUACUUUCCUCUAUGAUACAUUGCGUCCUAAACUUAUUCACGAAACAAACCUGGAUGUUCUUUGUGAACUGGUUGAUAUCCUUAAAGUUGAAGUUCUAGGAGAACAACUGAGCAGACGGGGGGAGUCAUUGGCUGGGCUACGUCCAACGCUGGACAGGAUUCUAGCAGAUGUUCACGAGCGAUUAACUUUUCGUGCUCGCACCUAUAUCCGUGAUGAGAUUGCAAAUUACCUUCCUUCAGACGAGGAUCUGGAUUACCCUAAAAAGUUGGAGCAAUCUGUUUCAGCAGAACUGGGUUCACCAUCUACUGAACAAAACCAAGAUGUUUCCGGAACCUGGUAUCCUCCCCUGGAGAAAACCGUAUCAUGUCUAUCAAAACUGUACUGUUCUCUAGAAUCAGCUGUUUUUACUGGAUUAGCUCAGGAAGCUGUAGAGUUCUGCUCAUUAUCCAUUCAAAAAGCUAGCAAACUUAUUGGCAAAAGAUCGUCAUCAAUGGAUGCACAACUUUUCCUAAUAAAGCAUCUACUCAUCCUGAGAGAGCAGAUUGCCCCAUUCGACAUAGAAUUUUCAGUCACGCAUAAGGAACUUGAUUUUUCGCACUUGUUGGAGCAUCUGAGGCGGAUUCUAAGGGGUCAGGCAUCAAUCUUUGACUGGUCGAGAUCAACUUCAUUAGCUAGAACUUUAUCUCCACGAGUUUUGGAAAGUCAAAUUGACGCCAAGAAGGAAUUGGAGAAAAGCCUGAAAACUACUUGCGAGGAGUUCAUUAUGUCAGUGACUAAGUUAGUUGUGGAACCAUUGCUUUCUUUUGUGACAAAGGUUACGGCUGUUAAAGUUGCAUUAUCUGGUAGUCAAAAUAAAAAACUGGAAUCUGGGAUUGCGAAGCCACUCAAGGAGCAUGCUUUUGCUUCACCAGAAAAGAUUGCCGAGCUCCUUCAGAAGGUCAACACAGCAAUGGAUGAAGAUUUACCUAGGGUGUUGGUAAAAAUGAGGCUCUAUCUGCAGAAUUCAUCGACACGUGCAAUACUUUUCAAACCCAUUAAGACUAAUAUAUUGGAAGCACACGUUCAAGUGCUAUCCCUUCUGAAAAAAGAAUAUACACCUGAGGAUAGACAAGACCUUGUCAAGAUGGUUUCAAUGCAGGAUUUGGAAGCUAAACUUGAUAAGCUUCUGUAAUGAGCUUCCGUUAUAGAAACUUACAUCAAGUGGUGGAGGUUCCAGGAACUUUGUGGCAUGGAGGAAGGUUUUAACCCAGUUCAAUUCAUAUACAUUGAUCCUACGGUGAUUAUAGAUCAUACAUGUAAAGCUUUAUUGAAGGAACAACUUAAAGUGUUGGCUUCCGGAUUUGUCGUUAUCAGAAGAAUUUCCCAUUGAUUCCCUCAGGCUGUUAACAGAACUCCAAUGCAUCACUCUUGUUGCUGUGGUAACAUUCAAUUCACGAUGGUAGCUAGUAAGUAAUUUGAAGUUUUAGGCUUUGCGCUAUUGGUGUCAGAUUUUGGGUUUUCAUUACCUUCGUAUUUCGAAAUUCUUCUUGUACCCCAGAUUUUACCGCUGCUUGGUUAAUUUUA
This is a messenger RNA of Solanum verrucosum, 2859 nucleotides long. RefSeq names its product conserved oligomeric Golgi complex subunit 3-like. The transcript has 24 exons. NCBI's taxonomy places the organism in Eukaryota, Viridiplantae, Streptophyta, Magnoliopsida, Solanales, Solanaceae. Gene Ontology annotation, biological process: intracellular protein transport; Golgi organization; intra-Golgi vesicle-mediated transport. The coding region runs from base 44 to 2467 and encodes 807 amino acids. Gene Ontology annotation, cellular component: COG complex; membrane; cis-Golgi network. The record is from RefSeq and is a predicted model, not a curated record.